CCGAUAGGAGUCCCGCCCUGAUCAGGAUGAGCGGAGGAGGGAAGAAGCGCGACGCAUCUGAUGAAUGUGCUGCCAUCCUGCUACGUUAUCUUCAGGAGCAGAACCGGCCUCAUAGUGCUCAGGAUGUCUUUAGCAACUUACAGAAACAACAUGGAUUGGGCAAGACGGCUGUAGUGAAGGCACUGGAACAGUUGGCUCAGCAAGGGAAGAUCAACGAAAAGGUUUAUGGGAAACAGAAGAUUUAUUUUCCAGAUCAGAAUCGUUUCGGUAAUACGAGUGAAUCAGAACUCAAGGGCUUGGACAAUGAGAUUUCAGAAUUAUCUUGCAAAGUUCAGACACUCCAACAGAACUGUCGUCACAUGGAAUCAGAACUGAAAGAACUGAAGGGCUCUAUGACAACCCCAGAGAUGGUUAAAGAAAUUGAAGAGUUAAAAAAAGAUUGUGCCAAUUAUACAGAGAAACUGGAAUUGAUCAAAUCUGCUGCCAAUCAUGUGUCCCCUGAGGAGAAAGAAAAGGUAUACAAUGAGAAAAAGCUGUACUGCAAAGAAUGGCGUCGCCGCAAGAGAAUGGCCACAGAAUUACUUGAUGCAAUCCUUGAAGGCUAUCCGAAAAGCAAGAAACAGUUCUUUGAUGAAGUUGGCAUUGAGACAGAUGAAGAUUUCAAUGUUACAGUACCUUCUAUGUGAACCAAGAUCUCAUCUGCAUAAUUGAAAUUUAAGCAUUCAAGUUUCAGUUUUUCAUUCUAUGUUGCUCUGAUUUUCAGAAUUUAAAAAUAUUUGCAUUCAUUGGGGACAAGCACACCUCCCAUUUUACACUUUAGUUUUUUCUUAGUAUUUCGCCAUAGGACUUCCUAAUCAGUCUGAUUGUUUUGUUCUUAUAGUAGUUAGAACAAAAUGUUAAUAUGCACUUGAGAAAAUGGGGGAGGGGGCUCAAAGUACUUGAAUUUUGAAUAGUAUUUUCUCUGUAAUUGGACUGCAUAUUGUAUUAACAGCAUAUUAUGCCAUUAAAGCAACACUACUACUUAGAGUGAGCUAAUUAUCCCACCAAGAAUUGGGGAAAUUUUAAUGUCAGUUGUUACUUAGCCAUCAUGCUUUGCUUUAUGCUAUGAGUCACCUUGUGAGAUGCAAACACAUUGAAUACAUUUUCUCCAAUUUAAUUGGGCAAUUGUGGGAGAAAGAAUACUGGGUUUACCUCUUCUUUGUUACAUGGAAGAAAAACAAUGUACCUUGGAAAAUUGAUAUUAAAAGAUUAGUUUCCUGA
Messenger RNA from Pantherophis guttatus, 1260 nucleotides. It is a transcript of the gene PSMC3IP, whose product is annotated as PSMC3 interacting protein. NCBI's taxonomy places the organism in Eukaryota, Metazoa, Chordata, Lepidosauria, Squamata, Colubridae. Gene Ontology annotation, molecular function: double-stranded DNA binding; recombinase activator activity. Gene Ontology annotation, cellular component: DNA recombinase auxiliary factor complex; condensed nuclear chromosome. Gene Ontology annotation, biological process: meiotic joint molecule formation; homologous chromosome pairing at meiosis; meiotic strand invasion involved in reciprocal meiotic recombination. The record is from RefSeq and is a predicted model, not a curated record.